UCCAGGCUUCAUUAUGGUCAAUCUCAAGCUCACUAUCCUUGAUGCCCAAAACAACCCAGUCUAUGACACCACUGUUAGGAUCAGUGAUGCUGGAGGUGAAUCCAAAUUCUUAGUUGUCCCUGUCAUGACAAACAUUGUAGAUGUCUCCAGCGUUAUUCCUCAAGAUGGUAGUCUUGGGGUUGUCGUCAGCAAAAUGGGAUAUACCAGCAAUGCCGUUCGUUGGAGUAGUGGUGACUCUGAAGUGUUUGAAAUCAAACUACUGCAACUCAAGUCAGCCACUGUAGAGAUACUGGGAGAUGAAGUGCUGAUCAAGACGGAUGUAAAUGCGUAUGGCCAACAAGCCACGUUCCAGUUUGAACCGGCACUCAUCAAUGGCACAACCAUCAACGCUGGAUAUGUCUUAACGUCGGACCUUAGUCUCAUUCCAGCAAUUAAUACUGCUGGUAUUGAUGACUCCAACUCGGUCAGGCUUAAACCCCUUGGUGCACUUGAACUGACCAUCAGUGACCAGAACUCAGGGUUGGUGGUUCCGAUUGGAGGAAAUGUGGAUAUGAUGGUACCGUUAGAGCAAGGAUUGAAUGUGAAAGAUGGAAUGGAGAUUGAGAUCUGGACAUACAACGAGACAACAGCAUUCUGGGAGGAGGCAGGCACAGGCGUGAUCAUCAUUGACCAGGAUUUGCUUGUCUACUGGAGCUUCACGGCACCUCAUCUGUCGUGGUGGAUGGCAGUAGAAAGACAGGACACAUCCACUCCCAGACCUCCGAUCAAGACUGUGGAUCCUACCAAGAGGCCCAAUAGCAGCAACCUCCUUCGCACUCAGCUGAUUGUCUAUACUUUGAUUGCGGUUCUUCUUUUCUCUCCUUUAAUCAUAAUCAUAGUCUGCAUCAUUCGUUGUGCUCGAAAGAAAAGUGAUCCCAAAAAAGAUUCAAUGAGAGGAACUCUGCCAGUUGAGUCCAGUGAAAUGGAGAUAGAAAUGCAUCCUAGGGGGCUUUCUAACAAGGGCAUGACCGCUGACACAGUAGCCUUAGAGGUCAAUGAUAACGAGACAGCUGGACCAACAGAUCCAGAUGCUUCAACAAGUCGGGCAGAAAUCCAGUUCAGAACGUAAUGAUUAAUCACCAGUGCCACAACCCCAAACACGGCAUCUUCUUUCCCGUAAUAAGGAUAAGGCCCACCAAUCAAAAUUGGCGAAAGAAACUUAUUUAUUUUUCUUGAGUAAAUUUGGUAGGGCAGGUUCUUUCUGAAACUGACUAGUGUUGAACACAGAAGAAUUCGAGAAAAUUAGUGUAGAUAUCUCGCAGACAAAAACUGCUGAAAAGCUUUUAUCCAAGCGUCUAAAUAUCAGUGCAGUGUGACUUUUUAAAUGUGUUUUGUACGUAGGUAACCUUCCAAACGUCUCAGGAAAAGGAUACAUCUCGUUUGAGAAUGAGGGGUGAAUCCAAUAACAAACGUAACAAUUAUUACUAUGCUUGUUUUCAGUGAUCUUUUUACGGAGGUGUAUGUAAUCAUUACUUUUCAAUAAAUGCUCAAGUUGGGGACCUCUCAUGUUGUGGCAAUGUAAAAAGUGGAAAAAAAUAAUUCUAUUAUAGAAACUUGGACAAAGGAUAUUGUUUUGUCAGUUUGUGCUUGUCUUUCAAAAUAUAAUAAUUGGCACGUGUCUAAACUGUGAAGGCUCUGCGUUGCAUGAAUUUAGAAAUGAACAGUAAUUUGCAAAUGCAGUCAAUAUUUUGAGGAAGCAAAGUACAGUGAAGUUUUGUUUUGUGGCAGUGUGAAGAUCGCUUAAGUUAAAUGUUAAACUUUAGUUCUAUGUGUAACAAAAAAAAUAUAUUUUUCACAACGUUUUCUACCGUGUCAUGAAUGUCGCCAUUUAUAACGUUUUUACUCAACUUUGAUCGCAAAUACGUGUAGAAUAUUAUUACUUUCAUAGUGUUAAGACUUUAAAUAAAGGAAUAAAUACGUAUGUUCUUUUCCGGUCUAAAACGUUAAACAUAUAUUUAUUCCCAUUCAUAAAAUACCUCGAGUGGGAAAAUUAAAGUAAGACUAGUUUAAUCAUUUCCAACGAAUUUUAUCAACUACUGUGCAUUAUUUUUUAAAACAUGCUAUGACCGUCUCGCAAGCUGUCUUUACAAACAUUCGGUGGUCAUUGUCACUGGCACGGUGCAUACUGCCAGUCUUUGUCAACUGUUUAAGACUAGCCUCGUAAAGGGUAUUCGACCAAUAGUAAGGACUAAAUGUUACACCUGAAACGUAAUAUGUUAUGGACAUUUGUUGAGUAAUUCAUCGAAUUUGAAAAAUUGCAACUUUAAAAGCUAAAUGUUUCUAAAUUGAGACAGUUGAUAUAAUAUGUAAUGUAGCUUUAUUAUUUAUUUCGGUUUUCAAGUGCUGGUUUACAUCGGGUGGCACAUUUUAAGAUAUUAGUUUUUAGUAGUGUCUUCACUUUAUCAGCAAGGGAAGUAUAUUCAGUUUUGUUUAUAUUCUGGGGAAAAUCCGAAUCAACCUUGGGCACAAUGUAAUUGCAUUUAAUUGAAUUUUUGGUUUAUCUGUUUCCAAUUUCAAUAUUUUUUACAUAAAAAUGUGUCCCAAAACGUAAAGAUUCGUCCUUUUUAAGGGAUAACCUGUUUACAAGAUUUUAGACCUUCGUAGGAAAUGUACACGGGAACAUUGCAUACACUUGUAAAGAAAUAAUCUUAUUGCACACAUUUCUGUCGACAAACAAAGUUACUCCAACACAUUUAUGUGAAUAAGGAAAUCUAGUCAAAAGUAUGUUUGGAUUAGUGAUCACACGGACUGUUUGGGGGUUUCCUUUCUCACGAAAACAAGGAAAUGAGUGCAAAGGCGACGUAGUAUAUAUGUAUUUCCAUCGGUGAUUUAAAAUGAUCGUCCGACUGUCUGCUGUCAAUUUCGUGAAAUAAUCUAAUGCCAGUGAUAUAUGUUGACAAAUGUUUAAUUUUAACGUGAAGACAACUGUAGUCUGGACGUUUGCACGCAGGACUGCUAGGGCCAUUCUUUUUUUUUA
Acanthaster planci (crown-of-thorns starfish) is the source of this 3016-nucleotide messenger RNA. RefSeq lists its product as uncharacterized. Gene Ontology annotation, biological process: proteolysis. Gene Ontology annotation, molecular function: metalloendopeptidase activity. Lineage: Eukaryota; Metazoa; Echinodermata; Asteroidea; Valvatida; Acanthasteridae. The record is from RefSeq and is a predicted model, not a curated record.